AUGCGCACCGAAGGAUGGACGACGAAGACGGAGACAGAGCAGUGGGUUCAGGCUCCACAGCGGAGCCGUCAGUCAGGGGCUCCUCACGAGGGAGUGGAGUCCUCCUCUGUCCGGCAGGAGGUGUGGACUGAAGAGGGUCCGGUGCUCGUACAGCCGGUGGUAAACAGCGUGUCUUACCGGUGCGGGCCCGACGCCAGUGGCACCGUGUUCUGCCCGGGGCGAUCAGGAGGUGCUGAGCUGGGAGUGCGCUGGGCCUGGUGGAGGCAGCAAUUGGACCUGGAACCCAGCCCGAAGUGCUGGGCCUCCAUCCCGAUGGGCCGUGUGACCUUUCAGGACGUGGCUGUGCACUUCUCCCGGGAGGAGUGGGGGCUCCUGGAUGAGGCUCAGAGGUAUCUGUACCGCGACGUGAUGCUGGAGAACUUGGCGCUGAUGGCCUCUCUGGGCUGUGGGCGUGGAGCUGAGGCCGAGGAGAGUGUUACCGCGGGAGGAGCGCCCAGAGCAAACCGUCACCAACACCAGAGGCUGCGCUGUGGAGAGAAGCCCUUAGGAGGAGAAGAGGGGGCGCAGGGCGAGAAGGACUUUCCAGCUGGCACUGGUCUCAAACAGCAGGAGACUCACCGCACAGGGGCGCCAGGCAGGGCCGCCCAGCGUCACCCCCAAAGAAGGCAAUACAAGUGCAGCGAGUGUGGGAAAGUCUGUGGUCAGAAGUACUUCCUUGUGGAGCACCAGAGACUACACACCGGAGACAAGCCGUGCGGAUGCAGCGAAUGUGGGAGGUUAUUUAGCCAUAAACCCAGCCUCUUCGUGCACCAAAUCGUUCACACUGGUGAAAGGCCUGACGGCUGUAGCGGAUGCGGGAAAUCCUUCAGCCGCAAGGCCAACCUCAUUCAACACCGGAGAGUUCACACCGGAGAGAAGCCCUUGACGUGCAGUGAGCGUGGGAAAGCCUUCAGGCAUCACUCCACGCUCAUCCGGCACCACAGGGUCCACACUGGGCUGAGGCCUUUUGAGUGCAGCGAAUGUGGGAAAUCCUUUAGCUUCAGCUCGGGCCUCCUGAAACAUCAGAGAGUUCACACUGGAGAAAGGCCUUAUGAGUGCACUGAAUGUGGGAAAUUCUACAGCCACAAGGCCAGUCUUACUACUCACUGGCAAGUUCACACUGGAGACAGGCCUUACGAGUGCAGGGACUGUGGGAAGUUUUUUGGCCAAAGCUGUAGCCUCCUGCAACACCGCAAAGUUCACACCGGAGAAAAGCCUUUUACGUGCAAUGACUGUGGACAACACUUCAGUGAGAAUCCGAGCCUGGUCAAGCACCAGAGGGCGCACACUGGAGUGAGGCCUGACGAGUGCGGGGAAUGUGGGAAAUGUUUUCGCUACAGCUCCAGCCUGGUUAAACAUCGGAGGACUCACACCGGAGAGCCGUAGGAGUGUGGUGAUUGUGGGAAAUCCUUUAGCCAGCGUUUCAACCUCAUUCAACACCAGAAAGUCCACAGAGGAGAGAGGUCUUGGAUGUAG
Molecule: messenger RNA, 1515 nt
Organism: Eptesicus fuscus (big brown bat)
Lineage: Eukaryota; Metazoa; Chordata; Mammalia; Chiroptera; Vespertilionidae
Product: zinc finger protein 773-like
Biological process (GO): regulation of transcription by RNA polymerase II
Molecular function (GO): DNA-binding transcription factor activity, RNA polymerase II-specific; RNA polymerase II cis-regulatory region sequence-specific DNA binding
Source: RefSeq, a predicted model, not a curated record